GUUACACUCCAUUUUAGGAGACUGUAAAGGACUUAAAGUCAACCACUUUACUGUACUCUCAAGAUAUGUAUAUAUAUAUUAAUACUUUUUAAGUGUCUGGUUGGUUACCUUGGAAGAAAACUGUUUAAAGUCCAAGAAGAACUACAAACAGCCAUAGCAUGACGAUGCUGCUCCAAAAUCGAGCUGUGCUUGCCCUCGGUCUCCGCAUGUACUCCACUAAUGUGACGAGAGGGCCUUUGGUGGACACAGCAAGACCAAACUCAGACAUGUCUGAAUUCCGUAAAGUCUUUUCUAAAGCCAAGCACAUAGCAAUCAUCACAGGGGCAGGUGUGAGUUCAGAGAGCGGAGUACCAACCUUCAGGGGAGAAAAUGAGAAGUGGAGGAAGUGGCAAUCUCAGGACCUGGCGACACCCGAGGCCUUCUCUCGCAACCCGUCUCGUGUCUGGGAGUUCUACCAUUACAGAAGGGAGCAGGCUUUGAGCAAGAGGCCCAAUGCCGCCCAUCUGGCCAUAGCAGAGUGUGAGGCCCGGCUGAGGAAGCAGGGACGCUCCGUGGUUGUCAUCACCCAGUGCAUAGACGACCUCCACCGACAGGCCGGGUCCAAACAUGUGCUCAAGGUUCAUGGCAGUCUGAUGGAGACUCGCUGUGUGAGCUGUGGAGAAGUGACUGUAAACAAGAGAAGCCCCAUAUGUGCUGCCCUAAAGGACAAAGGUGCCCCUGACCCAGAUGUUGCUGAUGCCCAGAUUCCUGUGGAUAAAUUGCCAAGGUGUGAUGAAAGCGACUGCCGCGGUCUGCUGAGGCCCAACGUGGUGUUUUUCGGAGAAACUCUGGACUCUCACAUCCUGACCAAGGUGGAAAAAGAGAUGGAAAUCUGUGAUCUCUGUCUGGUGGUGGGCACAUCUUCAAUCGUUUACCCAGCAGCCAUGUUUGGCCCUCAGAUUGCGUCCAGGGGCAUUCCAGUGGCGGAAUUCAAUACACAAACAACACCAAAAACGGAGUACUUCACGCACCAUUUCCAGGGUCCAUGUGGAACUACGCUGCCUCCAGCUUUGGCGCGACAUGAGUCAGAGGUUAUUUAAGAGUCACAGAAAUGGCUUUACAGACAGCAACCAGUGGCUUUUUCUACAGACUAUCCAAGGCUGGGCAGGGGGAGUUGUAGCUUUUUUUUAUUCCAAAGGUUUGCCUUUAAAUCACUUUAGCUGUAAAAGCUUGGUAGAAGGAAAGAUGUACAGAAUGUAGCUUUUUAAGACAAAUCUCUUAAUACUUGAAUAUAUAGCUCACUAAACUGGAAAUGGGAUAUUGUAUGUUUUACAUAUUGUUUGCUUAGAGUUAGGCAGGAACUAUGUUUGGUAUGAGAAAGCAAAUGCACUAUGUAUGUAGUUAUUUGCAUAGGAAAAUAUAUUCUCAGAUAUCAGAGGGUAUUUUUAUUCUUUAUAUUUCUUGCAUAAUAAAUACUGGUGAGGGAUUGUCAUAUUUUAGAUAUACUGUGCUCUAAAAUCAUGCUGUAGACCAGAACAUACUACUUCUGGUGCCAGUGGAGAGUAUUCCUUUUUUCUCUUUCCACCGGAUGAACAGAUGUACAGAGCGUAACAUAAUCUUGUGCCUUUCAAAACUGUUUACACAACCUUGACCAAAUGCUCGCUUUAAACCUCAAGUGCAAAUCAACCAAUGUUACAGAGAUUUAGCAAAGUGUACAGAGUUUGCUUUUGACCAAGGACAGAGAGGGUAGAGAGAGGGGAAAUCUUUUCCAUCCUAGCCUGAAUCAGCGUUAUUUCACUCUUAUGUGUUUGUUAUGACAUAAGUAUAGUUAUAUGUCAUGGAUUAUUCAUGAUACAUUUUUACAAAUUGCAAUGUGUUUUCAAUACAUACAUAUAUAUAUAUUUAACCACUGUAGAUGAAAAUUGUCUAAAUAUGAAAUCAUAUAUGGAACAUGAUUAUCCUUUUUUUUAAAACAACUUGUUUGCCCAUGAACAUUGAUUUGUUAUGAUGUAUUCUAUUAAAACUGCCAAUGCAAUUAAACGGAUCAUAAUAAAUAAAACACUA
Morone saxatilis (striped sea-bass) is the source of this 2043-nucleotide messenger RNA. RefSeq names its product NAD-dependent protein deacylase sirtuin-5, mitochondrial-like. Gene Ontology annotation, molecular function: NAD+ binding; protein-malonyllysine demalonylase activity; protein-succinyllysine desuccinylase activity. The transcript is spliced from 9 exons. Bases 159 to 1079 code for a protein of 306 amino acids. The record is from RefSeq and is a predicted model, not a curated record. NCBI's taxonomy places the organism in Eukaryota, Metazoa, Chordata, Actinopteri, Moronidae.